Messenger RNA from Aspergillus pseudotamarii, 1424 nucleotides. Its product is annotated as ubiquitin-specific protease OTU1. The record is from RefSeq and is a predicted model, not a curated record. The transcript has a single exon. Gene Ontology annotation, molecular function: cysteine-type deubiquitinase activity. The coding region runs from base 345 to 1328 and encodes 327 amino acids. Lineage: Eukaryota; Fungi; Ascomycota; Eurotiomycetes; Eurotiales; Aspergillaceae. Gene Ontology annotation, cellular component: nucleus; cytosol. Gene Ontology annotation, biological process: endoplasmic reticulum unfolded protein response; protein deubiquitination.
AUUGCUGUUUCUUCCUUUCUUCCGCAAAUAAUUGAGAAUAUAAUUGUUUCGGUUAAUCGUCCGAACCUCUAUUGUUGGCUAUACACAGAGCUAAACAUACUGGUGCUGGGUAUAUAUGAGAUAUUAGUAGCGAUAGUAUGAAGGAAGGCACCUGAAGAGCUCUUCCCCCUCUUUCUUUGUGUUCCCACUUCGCCCCACUAGUAGGUGAAUGCUGUUUUUUUAAUCCUCAUUACCGAUACCAGGCACUACCAUCUUCUCAAAUCCGCUACUACUCCGCGCUGCUUUCCUUUCUUUCUUCCCUGCCUUGUUACCAAGCUCUGGUAUACCAGUACCCACUCCUGAAGAUGAGAUUUCGUAUCCGUGGACCAGAUGGACAGUCCACUAUCACUCUUGAUGAUGGUGCUACCGUGGACGAACUUCGAACUCAGAUUGUGGAUAAGACUGGAUUGACAUCCUACGAUGUGAAAUAUGGAUACCCCAAUCUCAAACAUUUUCUGCUGGAUGAGCUUCAAUCAAACCAGAAGAUCUCCGAUAUAGGGUUCAAGCUAGAUGGGGAACAACUGCUGAUAACUAAGAGAGAAGCACCCCCCAGUAAUGAGGGGUUAAUACCCAUCUCGCAAGAGCCACCCAAAAAGCAUCAGACAUCACACACAUCUAGUGAUGCUAUCUCAGAUGAUCCACCCGAAAUUCCAUCUCUUGAGCAUGCGGGUACCUUUGUCUUACGCAUCAUGCCUGAUGACAAUUCGUGUCUGUUCCGCGCUGUGGGCAGUGCUCUCAUGGGGGGUAUGGACGCGAUGAAUGAGUUGAGGUCUGUUGUCGCACAAACUAUUCAACAAAAUCCGGGCCUCUACUCGGAGGCGGUGCUGGAGAAGAAGCCAGACGACUAUUGCCGCUGGAUACAGAACGAGGAUUCGUGGGGUGGAGGUAUCGAACUUAGCAUCCUCAGCAAGCAUUUCGAUAUCGAGAUUUGCUCAAUCGAUGUACAAACGCUCCGCAUUGAUCGAUUCAACGAAGGCCGACCAACUCGCUGUAUCUUAGUUUACUCAGGUAUACAUUAUGAUACCGUUGCGCUAUCUCCGUCCGAUCCUCCUUUCAUCCAUGCGUAUACACCUCCUGAGUUUGACACCAAGGUCUUUGACGCUGCAGAUCCUUUUGUUCUAGAAAAAGCGCUAGAGCUCUGUAAGGUACUGCAGAGUAAGCACUACUAUACUGAUACCGCAGGUUUCCGUAUUCGCUGCAAUACAUGUGGUGGGGUUUUCAUUGGAGAAAAAGGCGCCACUCAGCACGCAACGCGGACUGGCCAUUACAAUUUUGGGGAGGCCAGUUAAGAUUAACGGUAGCAGUAAGCGAGAUGAACACUCAAAUAGUACAUAGUGCCCGAAUAGAAUCAUGAGUGAUAUACACCACCAUCGGAAUACGACCGG